Molecule: messenger RNA, 1848 nt
Organism: Babesia microti strain RI
Lineage: Eukaryota; Apicomplexa; Aconoidasida; Piroplasmida; Babesiidae
Product: geranylgeranyl transferase type-2 subunit alpha
Exons: 4
Coding region: 1-1848 (615 amino acids)
Biological process (GO): protein geranylgeranylation
Cellular component (GO): Rab-protein geranylgeranyltransferase complex; cytoplasm
Molecular function (GO): Rab geranylgeranyltransferase activity; protein binding
Source: RefSeq, a predicted model, not a curated record
AUGCACGGGUACAGGGAAAAUGAUUUCUACAGCUCAGAGGCUGAAAAGGCUGAGUUCCAAAAAAAACUUUCCCAGGGCUAUGUGAUUCUAGACAAGUUCAUCCUCCAUCUAAAUAAUAUGUCUAAGCAGCCGCUGUCUUGCGACGUUGCCAAUGACGCCAAAAUUCAAAAAAUGCUAGAUCUUUCAGCGGCGCUUAUAGGCUUCAUCGGCGAAUUUGCCCCUGCAUGGUCCUUCCGCCGUUGGUACCUGACUCAGCUCUUGCGCCAAAAUGCGCCCGUACAAGUACUAGAACAAUCCAUAAACCGAGAAAUAAAUUUGCUAACCGACACCAUGCUUAAGUAUGCAAAAUUUUACGCGACCUGGCAGCAUCGUCUACUCCUAAUAUCUCAGAUUGCUUGUAAACUGUCUGCAUCCUUCUAUGAGAGUGUAUUGGCCAAAGAAUUUGUUUUUAUUGAUAAAAUACUGGCUAUGGACGGCCGCAACUUUCAUUGCUGGAGGCAUAUAAACUAUCUAAAGCAAAUGACACCAAACCUAACUUUCCAAAACAAACUAACGUACCCAGAGUAUCUAACGUAUCUAAUCAAGGAGGAUUUUUCAAAUUUUUCAGCCUGGCAUGAGCGGGCACUCCUUGAUGCGUUUGAUACCAGUGAAGAAAUUGAUAUGUUACACGAGGCCAUAUAUACGGACCCAGAGGACUCUUCCAUUUGGGAAUACUACAAGCACAUCCUAACCAAAUAUACCCCGCUAAGGCUUUUAAAAACUUGGAGAACUGGCGGUUCUGGGGGCAAAUCCUCUGUUUACCUUAUGUUCUCAGACUACGUAACUAGGCUGAAAAUUGCCGAAUGUGACGACUCUGCUGGCGAAUAUACGUACGAAUGCGUGGAAGGCGAUGCGUUAAAAACCCCAUCUGCCUACUCUCGCGUUUGGAAGAUUAAUGGGGAGUUUAAAAUUUUAACUCAAGUGACAAUAUAUGCUGAAACGUACGGUAAAUGCACAGAUGUCUUCUACAAACGGCUCGUUUCUACGGAUGCAAUCACUAGUGACAACAAAGUUACUCACAAAUUCGUUAUAAAUGUGAAUGGUGUGAAUGAAAAAAAUGUUGUUGAUUUUGACAAAAAAAUUGACCAAACCAUAGUGAUUUCUGAGUUAAAUUUUAUUGACCAAUUAUUAAAAAUCGAGCCCAAUUCAAUGUAUCUACACUUGGCCAAAAUAUUCAUCCUCAAGCACUCUAGGGAAAAUUGUAUGAACCAGAUUACAGAUUGCUACUACAAGCUUAUGCAGCUGGAUACUGCUAGAGUUAAUUACUAUAAACACGAAAAUUCCCUAUCACAGAUAACAGCCCGUUUGACGGAAGUUUCUGAGCACAUUGACAUUUCUGGUAAUUAUUUAUCAGGGAUCCCUUACGCCCUCUCGGUAAAAUUAUUCGGCUGCCAAUCCCUAAACUUAUCUAAUUGUGGGCUGACUUGUUCUACAGUGGAUGGAUGGCACAUACCACUGAUUAGAACGUUACAAAUACUUGACAUUUCUAGUAACAAUUUGAACAGCCUAGACACUUUGACAACGAGCGUAGUAUUGCUGGACGUUAGGGGCAAUCCUUUAAAUGCUUUAAAAAGCAGCCCUAUAUUCAUUACUGAAAAGUUAGCAUUUGAGUUUAGAAAUCCUAAUUUGAAAAUAAUAGUGGCCGACGCGAGCAAUGACGGGUGGGAUUGGGCUGCGUAUGCGGGGGCGGAGUGGUUGUGUACCAUUGCCAACGAGGCCCUAUGCACCAUGACCAAUUUGUCGCCGCUGCUGGCCAACUAUUUGACACGGUUAAGUGGCACUCAGAAUUUACUAAUUAGACAAACAUAG